Molecule: messenger RNA, 1695 nt
Organism: Nematocida ausubeli
Lineage: Eukaryota; Fungi; Microsporidia
Exons: 1
Coding region: 1-1695 (564 amino acids)
Source: RefSeq, a predicted model, not a curated record
AUGGAUUUGCAAGAAAGAGCUAUAAUAGUGGCAGUUCAGCUUAAAACAGCCACAUACGCUAAGGACCGGCUGUCUUCCUUAAAUGAAGCACUAGAAAUAGUUAAGGAGGAUAAUUUAAUUGGAGGAACUGAAUUUAUCGAUCCAUUGGCAGCUCUGCUUCUAAGCACGCCUGACACAUUUCCGCCUGAAGUACCCCACAUAUUUAAAGUUCUCAAUAAGAUAUUUUCAGAAAAGAAUGGAAGAGAAUUCUCAAAUAUAUUUAUCAGCAAAAUAGGUGUAGACAACAUAAUUAGGCUUUUAAUGGAUCCAAUGAGCGAUAAAUUAGACGAUGUAAGAAACACGAUUUCAAUGCUAAUCAAGCACAACAAAGCAUUAAUCACCACAGGCAUUUUAGAGUCUAACAAACUUAGCCUAUUAAUAGAAGAAGCCUUUUUAGGAAGAGAGGUCAUACUAGAGGCUCUUGUGGAAAUUGGAAAGGACUCAGCCGCCUUUAGAAAGCUUCUUAUUUUUAAUGGGUUUGUAGAUGAGCUCAUGCGAAUAGGCAUUGGGAAGAACAGAGCACUUGCAAGGUGCGGGAUUAAGUCUCUUGCCCAACUUAUGAACAGCGACAUAGCCAUUGUAAACUACUUCUUUGAGCUGCGGUGGAAAGAAUGGGUUGAGGUCUCUAUGAAAAAUCACCCAGAAUACACUUUAAAGCUUCUUUACGCAUUUGCAUCGUAUCCAAGACAUAGAAUCCAUUUGACUCCAUUUGCGGAUUUAAUAUUUAGCACGAGAGACAUGGCUGCUUUGUACCUUCUUUCCUAUACAGAUGUGCCACAUGAAAAGUGGCUGAACUUCCUGAACAAAUCCCAGCUUAGCUCUACCCCAGUGACAUGCGCAUGCAAGCUAAACUUCAUUCUAGGAAUAUAUGCUAAUCUGGCACAGAAAAUACCAAUGCAGCUAGAAAGCAUUUCAAUUGGAACGUUUGAAUAUUUUGGGCUAAUUUCAAACUACUCAAUUAUUAUUAAUGACGCGGAAAUGGAUGAAUUUCUUUCAUUCCUUAACAAGGUCCCAUCCAUGUCUUUUUCCUGUGCUCUGCUGGCAAUUAAAACAGCAGUUUGCAUUGGGCUCAGAAAUGGAUCAGAUAAAGUUUUCUCGCCAGAAAUUCUUUUCACCCUACGAGAGCAUCUUCAGAACGACUCUCUAUCCCAGGACAUUCGCAUUCUCAUUGGGUUUUGGCUCUUCCUAGCGUACACUAAACUUAAAAAUACGCCUUCACUUGUGCACUCUCUUUUUAACGAUAUAGAUGAAACCAUUGUACCAUUAGCCCAGCGCCUUCUGACGUCUCUUACACAUUCUUUGUACAACUCAAGGUGCCAGGAGAAAGAGUGCAACAGGUGCUAUCUACCCCAGCUAAGUAUACCAAAUAUUCUACCACAGUCCAUUUCACUUCUCACUCAAACCGCAUGGCUACCUUUAACCAUGCACUCUUUCGUGCUAUUUGCAUUUGCUGAAUUUUUUUCCUGCUCUGUGCCCAUGCCUACUUAUAGGCAAAAGGAAGAAGCACCCCCUGAAGAAAAACUGCCAGAGAAAAAAACAGUCACAGAAGAGAAGACAUUUCCUGAAAAUACGCAUUCAAGUGUAGUAAGCAUAGAAAAAGAAGCAUAUUCGCAGGAUAUUCCAGAGAAUGAGUCUUCUGAGAUAUAUGAUCUGUAG